This is a messenger RNA of Pseudopodoces humilis (Tibetan ground-tit), 4024 nucleotides long. Its product is annotated as ADP-ribosyl cyclase/cyclic ADP-ribose hydrolase 1. Gene Ontology annotation, cellular component: plasma membrane. The record is from RefSeq and is a predicted model, not a curated record. NCBI's taxonomy places the organism in Eukaryota, Metazoa, Chordata, Aves, Passeriformes, Paridae. Gene Ontology annotation, biological process: positive regulation of B cell proliferation. Gene Ontology annotation, molecular function: phosphorus-oxygen lyase activity; NAD+ nucleosidase activity, cyclic ADP-ribose generating.
GAUGCCGCCGCAGCAGGGCUCUGCCCGCAUGCGGCAGCGCACGGUGCUCCUGGUGGGGAUCGCCGUCCUGCUGGCCGCCCUCGUCCUCGCCGUCGUGCUGGCCUCUCUCCUGACCCACGGGAGGCACGAGGUCAGUCCCCAAAUGCUGAAGUGGAAGGACAGGGGAACCACUAAGAACUUGCAAGAAGUCAUCCUGGGAAGAUGCUACAACUACAUCACGGCGCAGCACCCAGAGCUGGGAGAUAAGGAUUGUCAAAAAAUAUGGGAAUCAUUAAAAGAUGCGUUCAUUUACAAGAAUCCCUGUAAUAUCACACCAGAAGAUUAUCAGCCUUUAAUGGAGCUGGCGAGUCAUCCUAUACCCUGUAACAAGUCACUGUUCUGGAGCAAGACAGGUGACCUCGUUCAUCGUUAUACAAAAUCCAAUCAAAAUUUCCUUACCUUGGAGGACACCUUGCUGGGUUAUAUGGCUGAUAGAAUUUCAUGGUGUGGAGACCCAUCUGCUCCAGGAAUCAACUAUGAAUCUUGUCCAAAACGAAGUGAAUGUGAGAGCAACCCCGGCUCUGUGUUCUGGAAAAUGGCAUCCAAGAUGUUUGCAGAAGCAGCGUGUGGUGUGGUUCAGGUGAUGCUCAAUGGAUCAGUAGAAGCUGGAGCUUUCAGAAGCAGCAGCAUUUUUGGAAGUAUUGAGAUCUUUAACCUGGAUCCAGAUAAAGUCUCUAAAGUGCACAUUUGGCUUAUGCAAGACAUUGGUGGACCUCAAAGUGAAUCCUGCUCAGGUCAUUCCAUUCAGAGGUUAAUCAGCAUUUUAGAAGAGCGAAACUUUAAGAUCAUCUGUGAAGACAAUUACAGGCCUGUUCAGCUCCUUCAGUGUGUGCACAACCCUGACCACACAGACUGCAGGCUUUGCACCAACAGCACAGCAAUUCCGUGAAGCAGAGUUCUCCGUGCUACUGAAGAAUUUUGUUACUUGUGUGUAAAGCUGGAGAAGAUGUGGCUACAUAGCUAAGAGUGAUAACAGUAGCGUGGUGUGUACUCAGUCCAUAACCAGAAAUCCUUGCUGUGAUACUAACAGCCAAAUAGCAGGAGAUGAUACCUGAGGUGUGGUGCUGUACACACACACACAGUUUCAGAUGGGCUGGGGCUGUGGUCAGUGAUUGAAGGCAGGUGCUUUGCCCUGGUUUGCUCCCUCCUAUACAGCUCCCCAAUGGCACAGAGCAGAGAUUCCCUGGGGCAUGCACAGAGAAGAAAAAGACUUUCCAGGAGGAGCAGGACUCCAAACAAGUGCUCAUCUUCCUUCCGAAAGGUUAAGCAGGAAAUUACAUGGGCAUGCUACACUUUCCUUGCAUCCCAGUGCAACCUUCCCUGGUUGAGGGGAACGUUGCCCAGUGGCACAUGGUAUAAAUAAUGAUUUUCCCAAGUACUGUGACACUUCUGACCAGGUAAAGCAAGCAAUGGAAUUGGCAGAGUAGUUCUUGCCUUUUAAUGGGAUCACAGUAAGCAGCUGGUGGGACAGCAGCUGAGCUGAGCCAAGAAAAAAUCAGAAACUGCUCAGGGGGUUGUCUGCACCUGUAAGAACUGCUGAGUGUGCAGCUGGGAGAGAAAAUAGUGAGACUGACUCAGAUAGCUCCAUUAAAAUCCUGCUGGAUACACCAUUGCUGGUCAGAUUACAUUUUAUUCUUAACAUAGAAGUAAACACUAGCGUUCCAACUUUCAUAAAAGGUCUCUCAGGCCACAGCUUGGCCAUCCACUGGAAUAGAAACAAACAUCAAACAGUUGCCACAAUAAGGAGUCUCUCUUGACCUGAGUUUCUACAGUGAAAGGUGAUGCCCUGAGGUGUAUAAUUCACAAGCACUGAGGUACUAUAGUGCACUGAAACAGCAGGUUUCACUAAUUUCCUUUGAUUUCUAUUUUACCUGUCUUUAAAAGUUUAUACUUUAAAAACAAGUAUCUGAGGCCAGCCUGUGGCCACAGCUGUAGUGCUUCUGUGCAGUGCCAUUGGCACCAAGAGGACAGAGCAGGCUUUACUGCAGAUAUACUCCUAGGUGCUGAGGUAUGACCAGCAGCUGCCAAACCUUUAGGCAGACUGGGGUUCCCAUCAUCCCACAGGGAGAAGGUUGUACUUCCACAUGUUUUAGUGACUACCCAGAUGCAAAACAUCGUUAUGGAACUACACAAGCUGGUGUAAUUUUGAGCAUCUCUAGAUAAACCUCAUCUCUUUAAUAGCAAUAGAAGGCCUGCACUGAACCUGGCUGGGCCAACCCAAGACCUCAUCCAUAAUGUUUACAUUAAGUGAAAUGUAUUUUUAUUUACAAACUGUUAUGUAACUACUUAGAUGAAUCGACAUAGACACAUACCACUAGUUUCAAAUAGGUUAUUUCUGACUAUCAGUUGAGUUUGUCUUCAUGCUCACUUUUGUACCUCUUCUGUUGCAAUAUAAAAUAUUGACUGUAAAAUCAAGAUCUAUAAUAAAAUUGCUGAUGACAAAUGUUCUUAAUUCAGUUUCACAUUGUGAAACGCAACCCCAGAAGGUUAAGAAAGAAAGAUUCUCAGAAGACCAAAAUAGGUCACUUCCUAAAAACAACUCAGAAAUCUGUUCAAUGUAUGAAGCACUAUAUGCAACCACCCAGGAGAGCAGAGAAACAGAGCACAUCCUCGCCAGGCUGUGUUCUCCAUCUGAUACAGAGAAGUCAUUGUCUUUGGAGGUGGCUGGAAGUGAAACAUCCUGAGUCUUUAUCUUGAGCAUAGAUUGUUCUUGGCCAUAAUAGUUAGGAAAGAUGAUUGUUCUUGUUGGUGGUUAUGUAGUAAGAUGCUAAGAAGCAAACUGUGCUUUUGGAAGCUGAGGUGCAGAAUUAAUAUGGGCAACUGUGCUGGAGUAAGUGAUGGCUUUGUAAUGCAGGUGGCUGGCAAGUCUGGGCUGCUUGGAUCACAUGCAUGGCAGAACAUGAGCAAGCUCAUUUCCAACAAACAUUUUUAUUAUGCAUGAUCACACAUCUGAAAUGCCGUGCAGACAUGCCCCACCAGAAAAGUAUACUUGCAAAUCCUACUGCUUUGCUGAAGACUUAUCAGGCAAAAAACCCUCCCAAACCAAACACAAAGUGUUCCAAAUUCACAGAAAAUAAAUAAAAGGAAAAAUAACUAUGCAUUUUCCUCACUAUUUGGAACAAAUGUUUCUUAAUGUGGUUUGGAAAAGGUUGAAUUUUGAAAAUAUGCUUUUAGUCUGAAAAAGCUAACUCUCAUAAUUUGUUCAAGGUAAAUAGGCUGGCUUAUGCCCCAGGCCCACAUCAAACACUGCUAAGGAGUGCUGCCCAGAAACACGAGAGGAAUCUGAGUUACUGGGUGAUAAGGUGAUAUCAAUGUUAUCGCUCCCAGAACCACACUGAGCUGGAAAAGCUACUUCUGUUACCCUAUCACAACAGCAUUGCUGCUCCCCUGGUCUUUGAUGCACUUCACCUGGCCAGAGCCUACAAUCAUUAAACUUACUAGGAAACAAAAAUAGAAAGAUUUCUUCUCCUUGGCAGCCAGAACUUGGACUUAUGUUUGAUUUCAUAUAAUAUAGAAUGGUUUGGGUUGGGAGGGGCCUUAAAGAUUACAUAGUUCCAAACCCCCUGCCAUGGGCAGGAACACCUUCUACUAGACCAACUUGCUCAAAGUCCCAUUCAGCCUGGCCUUGAGCACUGUAACAUGGGGAAAAAUCUUUGAGAGGGGCUUUGAUUUUGUUUAUAUGUAUAUUGGCAGCAUAUUGUGCAGUGGGUCUGGAUCUCCCUGGACUCUGGCAGCAGGGGAGUGGUUUUGGAUGGAACCUGAGGUAGUGGCAGCACUGCAGGGUCUAUCAGUAUGAGGUAGAAAUUUCCCCUUACUUUUUUUGGGCUACCCUUCAUGCAGGUACCUGAGGAGACUCCCUGAUACUCAAAACAGCGACCCUCGGACACUGGCUCGCAUAAGGUAUCUCAGUAGAAAGAAUAGAAAAAUGAGAUCACCAAGCAUUCAGGUGAACAGCUGAAUUUAAUAAAUUUUCUCAACACCAAUA